This is a messenger RNA of Moesziomyces antarcticus, 426 nucleotides long. RefSeq lists its product as uncharacterized. Bases 1 to 426 code for a protein of 141 amino acids. Lineage: Eukaryota; Fungi; Basidiomycota; Ustilaginomycetes; Ustilaginales; Ustilaginaceae. The record is from RefSeq and is a predicted model, not a curated record. The transcript has a single exon.
AUGCGGCUCCCAAGGUCAUCGAUCGUCUUCGCCGCUCCUCAUCUCUUCUCGCUUAUCAAAGUCCACUCUAAACGCAACUUCUCAAUCAACAAGCAACUCACCCUUCAAAAAACUACCCUCGACAAGAUGUACGUUCUCAACUUCUCCAAGCUCUUUGUGGUAGUGGCUUGCAUCGCCUUCCUCGGCAAGGGCGUCGUUGCCGACGCUCAGAUCAACGAUGCCCUGGUCGAGCCCAACCUGUCGCUUGCUGAUGGCAUUGGCGAGAUCAAGGCCAGCCAGUGCAUCAUGACUUCCAAGCCCGGCAAGGACUGUGCCGUCGGCGUGAUGCAGAAUGCUGGGGCCAGCUGCUCCUUCAACAAGAGGUGCAGCAUUAAAUGCAACGGCAUGGUCGGCUGCACCACCAACUGCAGGUGCAUUGCUGCCUAG